UCCGCACACCCCAUCAUGGCGCUGCGACCGGCGCUGCUCCUGCUUCUUCCCCUCUUCGGCUGCAGACUCUUGGCUGUGGAACUGACAUCCAGCAACACCAAGCCCGUGGUGCAGGAAUUCCAGAGUGUUGAGCUGUCCUGCAUCAUUAAAUCCACUGUAACACCAGAUCCCAGAAUCGAGUGGAAGAAAAUCCGAGAUGGCGAAACCUCUUACGUGUUCUUUGACAACAAAAUGCAGGGAGACUUUGUGACUCGGGCAGAAAUCCUGAGCCGGACAUCCCUGGUGAUUAAAAACACCACCCGGAUGGACACGGCCACGUACCGCUGCGAGGUGGCAGCUCCUUCUGACACCAAAACCAUAGAUGAGAUCAAUAUCCAGCUCACAGUCCAAGUGAAACCCAUGACUCCCAGAUGCGUUGUGCCUAAAGCUGUACCUGUUGGCAAGACAGCCUCUCUCCACUGCCACGAGAAUGAAGGGUACCCCAAGUCCACGUACAGCUGGUACCGCAACAGUGAACCCAUAUCACCAGACACGAAAUCUAAUGCCAAAUCCCAGAAUUCCUCCUACACCUUGAACCCCACCACAGGCACUCUGGUUUUCCAUGCUGUGCACAAAGGGGACACAGGCCGUUACUCCUGCAUAGCAACAAAUGAUGCUGGCUUUGCCAAGUGUGAGGAGCAGGAGAUGGAAAUCUAUGACCUCAAUAUUGGUGGGAUCAUUGGUGGAGUCCUGGUGGUCCUGGCAGUUCUGGUGCUCAUCACUCUUGGCAUCUGCUGUGCCUACAGAAGGGGUUACUUUGCCAACAGCAAAGAGAAUGGGGAAAGCUACAAGACUCCAGCAAAACCUGAUGGCGUCAAUUAUAUCCGGACAGAUGAUGAGGGUGACUUCAGACACAAGUCUUCGUUUGUCAUCUAAGACGCCGAAAGAAAACUGCAAACCAGCAAAAGCAAGUGUGCAAAUACCUCCUCCAGGAACUCAAAAGUGAGAGCAAAAGAUGAAUUAAGUGCGCUUGGAAGAGUUUGGAACACACAAGAACUUGACAGCUAGCUAUCUGUAUCUCUUUUUUUCUUUGCCAAAGUUUCAAGUAACUCCUCACUGCCCAACUUGCGUCUGUCUCCCCUGCCUCUGGAGAUACCAGCAGGAUCACCUAAACCUGUCCUGGGACUAAGGAAGCUUUUUAAUACUUCCCGAGAGACUGGGCUGUGGAAGUUUGUGGAAUUGCCUUCUAUUUGUGCUGCAGGGACACAGGCACAAUGUGCAAACCAACCAGGGGAACAGCGUUAGGUAAACGUGUAGUAGCCAUGACUAGUACCAAUGACUAGUAGACAAAAGAGGUGCUGAUCCAGCAGUAGAUGGACUUUACAGAAUAAGAUUUUUACCCAUGCAAGGGGGAGUCUUCCUCUCAGCAGCUUGUUGCCCAGGCCUGGCUGGUGACUUCUACACAUGGGAGAUUGUCUUGUGCUUUUGACUCUGACUGCUCAGGUGCAGAACGGGGUGUCUGAGUAGCCCAGAGGGACAAAUACCCACCCAGUAAACACAACUAAUGUUCUCAGCCCUUUUGUAAACUUACUGAAAUCUGGUUCCUCCAUUUAACACGAGCCACGGGCAGUGUCAGGCCAGAAGGAUUGCUCCUCUUCACUGCUUGGCAGAAAACUCACUGCACCCUGGGAACCCCUCAGCCUAAUCUGCACAGAGCAGCCUGGCCUCUUGUGUCUUCUGCUGUUCUAAAGAGGCUUAGAGGGGAGGCAGAGAACCUAGUGCUAAGACAUCCCUUCCAGGAAAAUUAAAGCCAAAUACUUCCACGGGCUGGGAUUGCCAUAAGAGGUACUGAGGGUAUCUUCAAGCUUUUUUACCUUCUCCAGUUCAUUUUGUAAAAUCCCACGUUCUAAAGUUUUUGCAAAGAUAUAUUUUGAUUACUUCAGAAAAGGUAACAUUUCUAUUUCAGGUGUAAAUAGGUGAUGCCAGCAGCGUUGAAGUAAAGUAGCUAUUUUUUUACUUUUUAAGCUACAGAGAAGAGCUCAACUAUUGCUGCAGUGUGGCACUGUCAGAGCAUAUCAGUAUUAUUGCAAAGUGUAAUACAAAACUGCAGGUGGAACAGUAUCUCUUUCCUCCUAAGCUAGCUUCAGCAAUUUCCUUGUCACAAGAGGUCUUACCAGACACAGAACAGAGUCACUCAGGGAUAGUUUUUUUGUAAACUCAUGGCAGGAGCUAUCAACUUUUUUAUAUAUAUAAAAAAAAAAACAAACACUUUCUUGCCAGUGCCCAACAUUUUGUUUUUGUUGUUGCAAGAAAUACCCAGGGAUGGCUUUUUGGAUUCAGUUCCAACAAGGUGACAGAGUGACUUUCAAUGUUUGCUGCCCCUCUGCAAGUCCCCUGCAGCAUUAACACAGUGUGACCCCUAUGGCAGCUUCACAGGUUUCACCUGCAUAGCCAAGGCAACUGUUUUCUGCAGCUGGGAAAGCAAAAGCUCAACACACAAGCACUUUUUGUAGUGUCAGUUGCAACUUUUCUCUAGCUGGUAAAAGGAAAAAAAAAAAAAAAAAAAAAAAGGAAAGAAAACAAAAUGAAAUCAAACAAAUCUAGUUCUCUUGGCUUUAGAGAGAAUAAUUGGAAAGAUGUGUUGCCCAGGAACAUAUGUUGGGUAAUCUGACUGCAAGAUGUGGAUGCAACACUAGGACUGUGCUGUGGUUUCAGAGUAUCUUUUUGUUUUAAAUGUAGCAUAAUUUAGUCUUCUUGUAUUUCCAAUAUGAAUUGAGUUGUCUUAACUUUUCCUGUAUGCAGUAUUUUGGAUACUUGACGAUUUGGACUUGUCAGUGUUGGUUUUUUUUUUAGUGUUCUGCAUUACUCUGCUUUGGUUCCUAGGGGCCUCGCUGGACAUGCCAUUGCUGCAUUUGUUUUUGCCUCAACCAAGUGUUCCCACUUCUUUUCCUAAUGAAACACAAAAAAAUGAGGAUGGGGCAGCAAUAACCAUGUGUUCUAUGUGUAACUCAGACAUGACCUCUCAUGGUUACCUCCUUCAGACAUGCUCUUCAACCCAGCCACACUGUUCCCUGGCUGUGACAGUAGCUGAGUGGAACAUUCCUUUGCACCUUCUGUAAAUCCACUACUCCUUUUCUAUGCUGCUUUUAGGGUACCUAUAAUAAGGGAAAGAAAAGGUUUGGUCAGGGUAGCUCUGGGCACUGUGGGAGCACAAUCUGCAGUCUCGCCGUGAACCAAAGGCAGCCAUCGUGUGAAAAGCCAACAAGCUUAAGAAUCAAGACUUACUCUUCAGUUCUAAAAUGUGACAGUGGCAUCUCUAACGAGAGGAAUGGGGGGGAUGAUCCCCCCUGGUACAGCUGAUGAGAUCUGCUUGAUGGAAUUCCUUUGUAUCAUUGUGAAUAAUAUUCAGGUUUGUACUAAUGUAUUACGUUUAACUUUGCCAAGAAUGUUUUACAUAAAUACCAAGCUAUAAAGCAUG
Apus apus (common swift) is the source of this 3457-nucleotide messenger RNA. RefSeq names its product junctional adhesion molecule 3 (gene JAM3). Gene Ontology annotation, biological process: angiogenesis; cell adhesion. The record is from RefSeq and is a predicted model, not a curated record. The coding region runs from base 16 to 915 and encodes 299 amino acids. Gene Ontology annotation, molecular function: protein heterodimerization activity; protein homodimerization activity. NCBI's taxonomy places the organism in Eukaryota, Metazoa, Chordata, Aves, Apodiformes, Apodidae. The transcript has 9 exons.